CGCGCGUCGAAGCAUUCACGGCAGCUGCGCCCACCUCCGACCUGGAUUCCGACAGGCACACGUCAGGGCACAUAGCUGAGCGCUCAAGCCCUUCCGCAUCAUCCUCGCAAGGCGACAUGGCCGACACCGAGAUGGAAGCGGGCCCGAGCAAGACCACCGCAUCCGAGUCUGCCCCAGAGGGCCCGCCCCCCAAGAAGAAGCGGACGCGAACGUUGACGACCCCGCAUCAGGCGGCUGUCCUGCAUGCGCUGCUCGCGCAGUCCCGGUUCCCCACCACGCAGAUGCGCGAGGAGGUCGGACGCUCCAUCGGGCUCAGUGCUCGCAAAGUGCAGGUAAGCGACAUCACUCACUUCCUCCCGCGCGCCGCGGACGCUGACCCUGUCGCUACCCCCCAGAACCAGCGCCAGAAAGCGCGCCGCCCGCGCGGGCAGCCCGCCACGUCCGCGCCCCUCACACGCCCGCCCCAGUUUGGGCCCUUCACGAACGCGCCGCCGGGCUCCGCCUCGAGCGAGGUCAGCCCGACCACGACCACCGCCCACUCUGGCUCCAGCGCGGAAGGCUUCUUCGCGCGCGGCCCCGCCGGCUUGGAGAUGCCGUACGGCGGCGCGACCGCGCCUUCUAGCGCCGUCUCCGAGCGGUUCGCAUACGCGCAUCGCGAUCCGUACUUAGCCGACGACUACCCGAGAUCCAGCAUCGUCCCAAGCCAGCUCGCAGGCCCCGGCAUCCCUGGCUCGAGUCGGCGGCCCCAGUACGCGAUGGGCGGCCAGGGCGCAGAGGGCGGCGGGUGGCGGGCGCAUGCUCAGGCCCGCAUGCAAGGUUUCUCCUCCCGCCCUUCCACCUCCGGCACGGAGACGGCAGAGAUGUACAGGACGACGCCUCGUCCGGGGCGUCCUGCAGGGGAGCAAGGUCCUGGACUUCCCCUGUCCCUGCCGUCGGUCAUAACGAACAUCCCGCGCGGCCAUGGCCCCGCGAGCAGCCCCAUCGGUGGCUCGUACCCGUCGCUCGCCUCGCUCAGCUCGCUCGAGGCCGGCCCCAGCUCUGGCUCAAGGUUCCCUGGCGCACUCGACGACCGCGCCCGCACGCUCCCGCAGCCCAUCGUCGACUUCUCUGCCCCGCGGCAGCCGCUCAACAUCCCCCCGCCGUUCACGCUGCAGCCGCAGCCGCAGUGGGAUGACCCCGCCUUCUCGCCGUACAACACGCGAAGGCGGUCGCCACCUGCUCUGCCCCAUGGCGUCGCACCGCCCUUUGGCGCCCCCUCCCCCACCGCAACCUCUCCCUUCCGCGGCGAGCCCCUGCCCAGCAUUUCUACGGUGGUGCCUAUGGGCCCCCGCUCCCCUUCCUCUCUACGCAGUCCGCGCUCGCCGACUCCCCGCGCUCGUUUCGACCCCAUACGAUCUUCUGCAGGCCGUGCGCCGUUACAGCACCCUGCACGACCCGGCUUCCACGAAUCCCCCGACGAACACCACACAUCUAGUAAUCGCUAA
Molecule: messenger RNA, 1484 nt
Organism: Trametes versicolor FP-101664 SS1
Lineage: Eukaryota; Fungi; Basidiomycota; Agaricomycetes; Polyporales; Polyporaceae
Exons: 3
Coding region: 117-1484 (455 amino acids)
Biological process (GO): regulation of transcription by RNA polymerase II
Cellular component (GO): nucleus
Molecular function (GO): DNA-binding transcription factor activity, RNA polymerase II-specific; sequence-specific double-stranded DNA binding
Source: RefSeq, a predicted model, not a curated record